This is a messenger RNA of Sugiyamaella lignohabitans, 255 nucleotides long. RefSeq names its product ATP-dependent DNA helicase II subunit 1. Bases 1 to 255 code for a protein of 84 amino acids. The transcript has a single exon. NCBI's taxonomy places the organism in Eukaryota, Fungi, Ascomycota, Dipodascomycetes, Dipodascales, Trichomonascaceae. The record is from RefSeq and is a predicted model, not a curated record.
AUGUUGGAGCUUCGUCACCAUGAAUCAUUCGAUGAACCAAAAUCUGCUGUUGUCUUGGCUCUAGAGGCAGUCUAUGAGGCAAUAAAGAGUCGACUCAUAGUAUCACCUGGCGAUAAAUCAGGUAUUAUUCUCUAUGGGACAAAGAAGACAUCUGAUGCUGCAUUUGCUUGGUGCAAUAUUCUGAUGCCACUAGGUGCCCCAUCAGCAAGCCAACUACGAAGAGUUCGAAGGAUAAUCGAAAGUAAGUUUCAUUGA